Uloborus diversus is the source of this 10837-nucleotide messenger RNA. RefSeq names its product low-density lipoprotein receptor-related protein 1-like (gene LRP1). NCBI's taxonomy places the organism in Eukaryota, Metazoa, Arthropoda, Arachnida, Araneae, Uloboridae. Gene Ontology annotation, molecular function: protein binding; calcium ion binding. Bases 72 to 10484 code for a protein of 3470 amino acids. The record is from RefSeq and is a predicted model, not a curated record. The transcript has 67 exons.
AAUGGGGCAUUUGCAGCCAAAAUUGUUUACAACUGAAGCAUGGACAUAAGUGCUAUUGUGAACCCGGCUUCAUGUUAGAACCUGAUCAUUACACUUGCAAAAGUACAGAUCCUGCUGAACCAUACAUCAUAUUUUCUAACCGACAUGAACUUCGCAGUGUUGAUUUAAAAUCGAUGGUUGUUAAGGCACUAAUAUCAGGCUUGCAAAAUACAGUGGCAGUGGAUUUCUUUCAUUCUUCAAAAGGAGAUAUGAUAUUUUGGACUGAUGUUGUUGAAGAUAAGAUAUAUAGGGGAUAUGUAAUAUCUGGAUCACUUACAAACAUUGAAGUUGUUGUGCAGACAGGCCUUGCUACGGCUGAAGGAUUAGCUGUAGAUUGGAUUGGUGAAAAUUUGUAUUGGGUUGAAAGUAAUUUGGAUCAAAUAGAAGUUGCUAAAUUAACAGGAAAGCAUCGAAGAACCUUAAUUGCCAGUAAUAUGGAGAAUCCUCGAGCAAUUGCGUUGGAUCCCAGAUACGGAAUGUUGUUUUGGACUGAUUGGGACACAUCUGCUCCAAGAAUAGAACGAGCUUCUAUGAGUGGUGAGGGCCGCUCUAUCAUUUGCAGAGUUGAUGAAAUAAUAACAGAAGGUGCUUGGCCCAAUGGCUUAACGCUAGAUUAUAUUGCAUUGCGAGUCUAUUGGAUUGAUGCAAGGUCUGAUUCCAUACAUACAAUUACAUAUUCUGGAAAAGAUCACCGAGAAAUAUUAAGGAAUCAUGAAAGCUUGUCUCAUCCUUUCAGCAUUGCACUGUUUGGAAACUUUGUCUAUUGGACAGAUUGGAGAACUAAUUCUGUCUUACGGGCUAACAAAUGGAAUGGUACAGAUAUUCGAGUAGUGCAGAGAGCUAUUACUCAACCCUUUGAUAUUGUUGUUUAUCACCCAGCUAGACAACCUAGAGGAAAUGAAACUAAUCCUUGUAAAGAAGAUAAUGGUGGUUGUUCACAUUUGUGUCUGUUGAGCUUUAAUAAUACUCGGUCCUGUGACUGUCCACACUUGAUGAGUUUAGCAUCUGACAUGAAAACAUGUUACAAGAAUGAGAAAGUUCUACUCUUUACCCGGCAAAAUGAAAUUAGAGGGGUGGAAUUAACUAUGCCGUAUUAUAAUAUGAUCCCACCUGUUAGUAUGCCAAAGGUAAUGAAGGUGCAUCAAAUUGAUUUUGUUGCUUCACGUCAUCAAAUAUACUGGUCUGAUGGUGAUUUAAGUGAAGUGAAAAGGGCUAAUUUAUCUGGUUCAUCAGUGGAAACUUUGAUUGAUACAAUUCUAGAGAGUCCUGAUGGGUUUGCUGUUGAUUGGGCAUCUCAGAAUCUUUUUGUGACAUCAUCUGGAAACAAUGCUCGAAUAAUUGCUAGUAACCUUGAUGGGGAGUAUAUUGUAAAUAUCAUCACUGAAGAGCUAUACAAUCCUCGUUCUCUUGCUGUGGACCCAUUUGAAGGGUUGCUUUUCUGGUCUGACCAUAAAGAAGAAAACAACAACCACAUGAUUGAAAUGGCAAGUAUGGAUGGAUCAAAUCGUCGAACACUGAUCUCAGAGUCAGAAGAUAGCAAUCUAAACAUGCCAAUCAGUUUAUCAAUAGAUUUCCAGUCUGAUAUUAAGUAUCUGUAUUGGAUUGAUAAUGGAAAUGAUUUGAUUCGUCGUAUGGAUCUCAGAAAGUUCCAAGUGGAGACAGUUGUUAUAAAAUCAGAAUUUUUGCUUAAGCCUUGUGCACUGACAGUUUACAAUGAUGAUAUCAUUUUUGCAACUGGCCCAGAAGACAAUUCAAUAUAUUCUAUUAAUAAUAAAGCAUCAUCUAAUGAAACUAUUCCUGUUCUUUUGAGAAAUGGAACGGAUGGAAUAUUAGCUUUGAAAGUUUAUGAUGAAGAAUUACAGAAUAGUACAAAUAUAUGUUCCUACAACAAUGGAAAUUGUUCCCAUCUGUGUUUGCCCAUAUCACGAACUGAGCGUGUCUGCAAGUGUACAAUUGGAUAUCAUGUAGAUCCUGGAAAUGACACUAAUUGCAUUGGCACAAGUACUUUCCUGAUGUAUUCAUUGAAUUGGGAAAUAGUUGGGAACUCAUUAGACAAAGAAACUAUGAAUGAACCUAUUCUUGCUCCAAUAUCUAGGAUAUCAAUGGCAACAUCUAUUGAUUUCUAUGAUGCUGAAGAUUAUCUGUAUUGGACAGACAGUGAUGCUGGAAGCAUAACCAGAGUAAAGCGUGACAUGACUCAUAGAGAAGUUGUCAUUCAGGGGCUUGAUUCCAUAGAAGGAUUUAGCAUUGACUGGAUUGCAGGCAAUAUGUAUUGGAUUGAUGCAACUUUUGGAUCUAUUGAAGUUUCACAUUUAAAUGGUAGUAACAGAUAUGUAGUAGUGUCUGGAAAAAUGUCCAAACCUAAAAAUCUGGUUGUGCAUCCUUUUCGUGGUAUAAUGUUUUGGUGUGAUUGGGAAAUUCCUCCAAAAAUCGAAGUUGCUGGAUUAGAUGGCAGCCAGAGACAUGAUUUUCUGAAUUCUUCACUGCAACUCAUUCAAGACUUGGCUAUUGAUUUUGAAGAAGACAAGUUGUAUUGGACAGAUGCUCGAACUCAUACAAUUGAACGCAUCAAUUUGGAUGGCAGUAGGCGAGAAGUUAUAAUUGGUCAUGAUGUUUUAGAGAAGCCCAUGUCAAUUACUGUGUUUGGUAACUACGUAUUUUGGUCUGAUAUCCAGAAGUCAGGAGGUGCUAUCUAUAAAGUAGAUAAAAGAAGUUUAGAAAACAUGGAAAUGAAUAUUGAAUUGGUACGAGGUGACUUGGGAGAUUCAUUAAAGGAUGUCGUGAUAUAUCACAAGCGAAACAUUUCCGAAACAAACCCUUGUUAUAGAAAUUGCACAGACGGUCAAUGCCAACUCACUGGGCGAUGUGGGACAAACCUUCAGGGUUGUAUGAACCCUGACCUUUGUCUUUUCCAAGGAAAUACUUCAUACACUUGUGCUUGCUCACAUGGCCAGUUGACAGAAGAUGGGCAUUCUUGCAAACCAUACGAUGGUUUUGUCAUGUUCUCAAGAGUGUUACAGAUUGACAGCAUCAACAUGUUUGAUGAAAACAAUCCCAAUGCACCUUAUCCAAGUAUCAACAACAAAGAUCAUAUGAGAAAUGUGAUUGGGCUUUCUUUCGAUUACUAUGGAAAACGACUGUUCUAUUCUGACAUCCAAAGAGGGACCAUCAAUAGUGUGUACUUCAAUGGAACAAGUCACACCAUCAUUGUUGAAAAACAAGGCUCAGUCGAAGGCCUAGCUUAUGAUCCAGGUAACAAAGACCUCUACUGGACUAGUCACAGUGAUAGUUCUUUAAGCAGAAUUAAUUUGGCCACAGAAGGUUCUAGACCAGAGGUUAUUAUAUAUCUAAGCUCUGAUGACAAACCAAGAGGCAUUGAUGUCGACAGUUGUGCAUCUCGCAUCUACUGGACAAACUGGAAUACAAGAAAUCCGAGUAUACAGAGGGCCUUUUUGAGUGGUUUUGGAUUGCAUUCAAUCAUUGAAACCAAUAUUAGAAUGCCAAAUGCUUUGGCAUUGGAUCACAAGUCACAAAAACUGUACUGGUCUGAUGCAAGACUUGAUAAAGUUGAGCGAUGUAAUUUGGACGGAACUGAAAGAUAUGUUCUAUUAAGUGAGCAUCCACAACAUCCAUUUGAUUUGGCUGUUUAUGGUGAUUUUAUUUUCUGGACUGACUGGGUAUCACACGCUGUGAUGAGAGCUGACAAAUAUACUGGCAGCAGUGUUGUCACCUUGCGCCGAAAUAUUGCUAGACCAAUGGGAAUUGUUGCCAUUGCAAAUGAUACUGAUUGCACUUUGAAUCCUUGUCAUAUUCUCAAUGGUGGAUGUGAAGAUAAAUGUACUGUGGCUGCUGAUGGUCAUGUUGUUUGCUCUUGUUUACCUGGAAGAAUUUUAUUAUCUGAUAAUAAGAGAUGUGUUGAAAAAGAAGCCAAUUGCACAACCAAAGAGUUUGACUGUGGCAAUGGAAUGUGCAUACCAUUUGAACUUACCUGUGAUGGUGUUUCAGCUUGUCAGAAUGGAACUGAUGAACAUGAAGAGUAUUGUAGUAUUAGAAUAUGUCCGUCUGAAUUUUUUCAUUGUGCCAACAAUCGCUGCAUUCCUAAAGCUCGAGUCUGUGAUGGACAAAAUAGUUGUGGAGACUAUAGUGACGAAAUCCUGUGCAAUUGUGCUCUUGACCAAUUUCGGUGCGACUCUGGUGGACCAUGUGUCAAUGAAUCAUAUCGCUGUGAUAAUGAUCCCGAUUGCCCUGAUGCCAGUGAUGAAAUAAAUUGUCCUCAGCCUGAUUGCUCACUUCAUCCAUUAUUUUGGGAUCCCAUGCAGAAACUGAUUAAUUGCGCGCAUACAACAGCUUGCAUUCAUCCUGCUUGGAUAUGUGAUGGCCAAAAUGAUUGCUUUGAUAUGUCUGAUGAAAAGGAUUGUGAAGAAAUUCCAGAAAAAUCAUGCCCAUCCAAUUCAUUCCAGUGUGAAGGAGGGGAUUUAUGUAUACCACAAAUGUGGAAAUGUGACAGGGAUGAUGACUGCAAUGAUGGAGUUAAUGGUAGCGUGAGCUCGGAUGAAAAGGGCUGCAAGUAUGGUUGCCGUGCAGAUCAAUUUCAGUGCAGUAACCAAGAUUGCAUUCCUGGUGUGUGGCGAUGUGACGGCCAUCCUGACUGUUUGGAUAAAUCAGAUGAAACUGAUCAUUGUAGUACUCGUCAGUGUGAAAGUCAUGAAUUUCGCUGUAAUAACACUGGACAGUGCAUACCGUUAAAUUGGGUAUGUGAUGGAGAAAAUGAUUGUGCUGAUAAAGAAGCAUCCGAUGAACAUCCAGAACGUGGCUGUGUGGAAAACAUAUGCAAACCAAAUGAAUUUCAAUGCUUAAAUUUUGUUUGCAUUACUAAAAGCUUCUAUUGUGAUGGUGAUAAUGACUGUGGUGAUAACUCUGAUGAACCAGAAAAUUGUCCUAAUCGUUUGUGCAGAAAUGAUGAAUUUGAGUGUGAAAACAAGCGCUGUGUACUGAAGUCUUUGAUGUGUAAUAAUGUAGAUGAUUGUGGAGAUAACACGGAUGAAAAUUUGGACAUUUGUGGCUCUACUGUGAAUAUUACCAUAUGUGGAGAAAACGAAUUUAAGUGUGACAAUGAUAAGUGUGUCUUGCAAACUGUUUUGUGUGACGGUGUAAAUAAUUGUGGGGACUAUUCUGAUGAGAAUAAAUGCAACAUUAAUGAAUGUGAAUCAGAAUUCACUUGUGCACAAGAGUGUGUUGAUAUGCCCAUAGGAUAUAAAUGUAGUUGUCGAGCCGGAUAUAGACUUAUGGAGGAUGGUCAAAAGUGUGAAGAUAUUGAUGAGUGUUUGGAGGAAUAUCCCUGCAGUCAACAUUGCCGCAAUUCUUUGGGCUCUUACAAGUGCUUUUGUGAGACUGGCUAUUUAUCUUUGGAUGGCGGUGUAACAUGUAAAGCUAAUAGUACUGUGAAACCAAUGUUGAUCUUUUCAAACCGAUACUACAUCAGACAAAUUGACCUUCAUGGACAUGAUACUGAACUUCUUGCCCGCAAUCUUACAAAUUCAGUUGCAUUGGAUUUUGAUUGGCUGGAAAAUUGUUUGUAUUGGUCAGAUGUAACUGCUCUCGGCAGCAGUAUCAAAAGAAUGUGUUUGAGUACACCUGGCCACCAGCUUUUACAUGCUGGCUCAGUUCAGAGUCCUGACGGAUUAGCUGUUGAUUGGAUUGGCAGGAAUUUAUAUUGGUGUGAUAAAGGGAAGGAUACCAUCGAAGUCUCAACUUUAGAUGGUCGAUUUCGCAAAGUUUUAAUCAGAAAGGGCCUCCAGGAACCUAGAGCCAUUGUCCUUGAUCCAUUUCGUGGGUAUAUGUAUUGGACUGAUUGGGGGGAUAGACCAUACAUCGGAAAAGCUGGCAUGGAUGGUACACAUUUUAGCAAAUUGAUAAAUAAAUCCUUAGGCUGGCCGAAUGCUCUUACCAUAGAUUAUGUGACACGGGAAAUCUUUUGGGCUGAUGCUAAAGAAGAUUAUAUAGCUGUUGCUGAUUUGGACGGUGAGAAUCGAAGAACUGUCAUUGCCAGAGGUCCAUUUGAUGCUGUUCAUCAUAUAUUUGCUUUAACGGUGUUUGAAGAUCAAUUAUACUGGACUGAUUGGGUGACAAAAAGCAUUGAAAGGUGCCAUAAAUAUCAUUGUGAAAAUUAUACAACAAUUGCCACAACUACUCAUCGUCCAAUGGAUAUACAAGUUUUUCAUCCUUAUCGACAGACAUCAUUAAAAAAAUCAAAUCCUUGCACUGCAGCAGAGUGCACUACUUUAUGUUUGCUCAAACCUGGAGGUGAGGCUACAUGUGCCUGCCCGGAACAUUAUGUCCUUGAAGAAGAUAAUGUCUCCUGUAAAAAUAAUUGCACUAGCUCUCAAUUUGUAUGUUCUGCAACCUAUAAGUGCAUUCCUAAUUGGUGGUUCUGUGAUACCCAAGAUGAUUGUGGUGAUAAAUCUGAUGAACCUGAUUAUUGUCCGCCUUUCCACUGCAGCCCUGGACAAUUUCAGUGUGCUAAUGGUAAUUGCAUUCAACCUAACCAAAUUUGUGAUCGUGUCACACAAUGCAGGGAUAUGUCUGAUGAAAAAGAUUGUGAUAAGCAUACAUGUCUAUUGAGCCAAUUCAAGUGUCCUAGAAAUGGCACUACUCAAGCAUAUUGCAUUAGUCUUGCCAGUCAUUGUGAUGGAACUAAAGACUGUCCUGGUGGAGAAGAUGAAAUGAAUUGCACUCCAAGAACAUGCUUGCCAAAUCAAAAACUCUGCCAAAAUUCAAAAUGUAUUCCAGCUGUUUGGGAAUGUGAUGGAGAUGAUGACUGUGGAGAUAAUUCUGAUGAACCUGAGGAUUGUAUUCGAAGAGUGUGUCCCACGAAUUUCUUCCGCUGCAAUUCUGGACGUUGUAUCCCCCUCUCUUGGAAAUGUGAUGGAGACAUGGACUGUAAUGAUAGAGAGGAUGAACCAGACUCUUGCCAUGACACUACCACUUGUCACCCUUCAUACUUCAAGUGCAACAACAAUAGGUGUAUUCCUGGCCGAUGGCGUUGUGACUAUGACAAUGACUGCGGUGAUUUGUCAGAUGAAGCUGGCUGUGUUCCUCGAAAUUGCUCAGAAAGUGAGUUUCAGUGUGACAAUGGCAAAUGUAUCAGUUCUUCCUGGCAUUGUAAUGGCGAAUUUAAUUGUGAUGACCAGAGUGAUGAAGUUAACUGCAAUAUAUCUUGCAAGUCCAAUGAGUUUUUGUGCAAGUCAACUAACUUCUGCAUACUACUUGAUUGGCGCUGUGACGGUGAUACUGAUUGUGCUGAUGGUUCAGAUGAAGAAGGCUGUGGUAUAACAUGUCAACGCGGUGAAUUCACUUGCAAGAAUGGACAAUGUAUAUCUGCUUUGUGGCAGUGUGAUGGAGAAAAUGAUUGUAAUGAUAAUUCAGAUGAAAAUUCUGAACUUUGUAGCAAAAUUGCAUGUCCUCCUGGACGUUUCCGCUGUGCUAACAACUAUUGCAUUUCUCGAGUUAAGGUAUGUGAUGGCCAUGAUGAUUGUGGGGACAACUCUGAUGAGCAGCCAAAAUUCUGUCCUAACCACCAACAAUGUGCAAGUCAUCAGUUUCAAUGUUCCAGUGGUCACUGCAUUAAUGAAAUUUUUAGAUGUGAUCAUUUUGAAGAUUGUGAGGAUUUUUCAGAUGAAAUUGACUGUGAGUAUGGACCUUGUAGUUUUGGCACCUGUUCGCAACUGUGUACUGCUAAAAAGAAAGAUGCGUAUUCCUGUGAGUGUGUUCCUGGUUAUCAACCAGUUCCUGGUGAAAAAGGAUCUUGUCAUGCUGAAGGGAAAGAAGCUGUAAUAUAUUUAGCAAGUGAAAAUAAGCUCCGUCAGAUCACGCCAUACAAACCAUCAUUGCAUGAAAUUAAUGAUGUGCUUAGCCCCGAAGCCAACAGGAACCGUAUUGAGUCAAUUGAUGUCCUUUAUCGAGACACAGAUCUUAUUGUGUUUUGGAUUGAUGUGCAUCACAAGGCUAUUUAUCGGUAUACGUACAAAUUGUUGAACAAUGACAGCGAAAGUAAUGUCCGAAGAAAGAGAGAAGACAAUCUUUCUGUGAUUAUAAAAGACUUGGCUGAACCUAAAAGCAUAGCGGUUGAUUGGAUUAACAAUCACAUAUAUUGGGUAGACGCUGGAACAGAUACCAUUUCUCUGGCUUCUCUGGAUGGAUCUUUGCAUCAGACUAUUAUAUCCACAAAUGUAGAUCAACCUACUGACAUUGCAGUAGAUCCUGAAGCAGGGUUUAUUUAUUGGACAGACUGUGGAACCAGUGCUAAGAUAGAAAGAGCACAAUUGGAUGGAAGUGAUCGACAGACGAUUGUUGAAAAGAAUAUAAUUUGGCCAACUGGCAUUGCUAUUGACUAUCCAGCCAAAAGAAUAUAUUGGGCAGACCCUAAAACAUCUCGUGUUGAAUCUGUUAACAUGGAUGGAAGACAUAGGCAUCUCAUUAAAGCUUUCCAAUCUUCUGAGGAAAAGCCAUUCAAACUUGAUGUUUUUGAAGACUAUGUGUACAUUACAACCAUUCCAAGUAAUGCUGUUAUUCGCUUGGAUAAAUUUGGAAAUGGCAACAUUACUUAUCUCAUUCGAGGCCUCAACAAAGCGAAUGACAUUGUUUUAGUACAAGAAAACCGCCAGUCGAACAUGAGUUCUCCAUGCUUGUCAGAAAACAAUCCAUGCAGCCCAAAUACUUUAUGCAUUGCAAAAAACCAAACCUAUUCCAUCUGUCUGUGUUCUGAAUCUGGUAAUGAAUCGGUGAGUGAUGAAGUUCCAGACUGCAUUGUUCCAGUUCCAAAACCAGAAGUUUUACCAGGUAUUUCAUUUCCAGUUUGUAGAUUGAAAUGUUUUAAUGGUGGAACAUGUUCCGUAAAUGAAAACAAUGAUCCCUUUUGCAGCUGUAAACCCACUUAUGAUGGCCCCAACUGUGAAAUAAAUAGAUGUGCAAAUUAUUGCAAAAACAAUGGCAUUUGUCAAGUCGAUGUUCCAAAGAAUAGUGCAUAUUAUAAAAAACCAGAUUUAAAAUGCAGUUGCCUUCCCAUUUGGACUGGUGAAAAAUGUGAAACUGCUAUCAACAGAUGUGAUGAUUUCUGCUAUAAUGGCGGAACCUGCUAUAAUGUCCAGAAUCAAAGACAUUGUACUUGCCCUGCGAAUUUCUUUGGAUUAAGAUGUGAAAAAUGCAGAACCAUUAGCUGUCAAAAUGAUGGCAUAUGUAGACUGGAAACCUCUGGAAAAUAUUCUUGUGCUUGCAUGGCUGGAUACCAUGGGCCUUCAUGUGAAUUGUCCAAGUGCACUGAUUAUUGCCAGCAUGGGGAUUGCUCUAUUGUAAAUGGUGUUCCAAUGUGUAGUUGUGAUGCUGGUUAUUCUGGAAAACAAUGUGAUCAAGAUCUUUGUGAUGUACUGUGCUUAAAUGGAGGUACCUGCAAACGUGGAGCAAAGAAACCAAGUUGUGCUUGUCCUAAAGGAUUUCAAGGUCGACGAUGUGAGCAAGACAGAUGUGGUUGUUUGAAUGGUGCCACCUGUGUUUCUACCAAAAAUGAAAAUGGAAUAGAUUAUGCUUGCCAUUGUCCUGCCAAAUACUCAGGAACACACUGUGAAACCUUCAGCCCCUCUUCCUGUGCUGAUAUUGUUUGUGAGAAUGGAGGGACAUGUCAAAUGUCCAAGGGAAAUCCAAUUUGCAACUGCUUACCAGGUUGGGUUGGUCUUCUCUGCGAAAUGCAGUCUGACAACUGGGAUAAAUGCUUAGGCUAUUGUCUUCAUGGAGGUGUUUGUACAUUGCCCUCAAAUGGUGUUGGUUCCCCUAUGUGCACGUGCGCCAGAGAUCGUGCUGGGAAGAGAUGUGAAAUCAGUACAUCAUGCAAUAACUUCUGCUUCAAUUAUGCAACCUGUGUUCCAGCUUUAAAUGCUGAUGAAAAACCUACAUGCAUCUGCCAAAGUGGCUAUUAUGGCCUCCGAUGUGAAACUAGCCAGCCAUUACCUUUGCCAAAAUCAAACGAAAAAUCUUUUUCAUCAGACUUGGUUGCAUCAAUUGGAAUACCAGUUUGUACAGUACUACUUUUGAUCAUUGUUAUUUCUUUUGCUGUUUAUAUCUAUUGUCGAAGAAAACGGGGUCUUCCAUUUAUGCAUGUUCGAAUGCAAGAUUCUGCCAAUGUGGAAAUAAAUAACCCAAUGUAUCUCAAGGAGGAUUAUGAUUAUGAAGCCAGUGAAGCUCUCAAUGGUUUAGUAUCUCCAGAAGGAGAUGAGGCAACAAAUUUCACAAACCCAGUCUAUGACUCUCUUUAUCCUGUCGGCUCCUCGGGGGAAGAGAAGAAAGGCUUGUUGCAUGGUGACACUGUCGGUGUCGAGUUCCGUGAAGGGCGUGCCGGGAGCACAACUCGUGCCGCUAUUGGCUCCCUGGGCGAAGGGGGACACCCACUUGCUUAAGUCGAGGUUCCUCGGUUUUCCUUCCAUCCAAUUUGACUUUAAUGCAAACGAAUAAGCAUGUUCCGUUUUUAUUAUUGAGAUAAUUUAACUCUGAAUCUCAUUUUCAAUUUUAUUUGUGAAGUAUGAAUGGCAUUUAUGUUGUUAUGAAGCUACAUCAUCUGAGGUCAAGUGAUGUUGUUAUAAUUCAUAAUUAAAAAUGCUCUUUUUUAUAAUUAGCAGGUUGAAAAAAGGCUUUUAGAGUUAUAUAUAGUGUAAUAAAAUGCACAAUAUUGUUUUUUUCCCCCCUGAGCUCUUUAUGAAUUUCAAUUUUUAAUGAGUUGUUAGCUAAAAGCUUUUGUUUUGCCUUUGAUAGG